Messenger RNA from Closterium sp. Naga37s-1, 822 nucleotides. Lineage: Eukaryota; Viridiplantae; Streptophyta; Zygnematophyceae; Desmidiales; Closteriaceae. The record is from the annotation of a GenBank genome assembly.
AUGGGCAUGGCCCUCUGCCGCAGGGCCGUGCUCGCCGCCUCUUUCCGCCGCCCUUCCGCCAUCCCCACUGUCGCCCCGCGUCUCUCUUCCCCCGCGCGCCUGGCUCCGACAGCGCGUGUCGGCAUCGUGCUUCCCUUCCCCCGCCGCGUCCCCUCGUCGUCAUACCGCGCGGCACUAGUAUGUAGUCCCACCGCCCCCCCGUCGCGCCAUCUUCAAAUUCCUAGCACCGCGCGGAGCUUCCGUGCCUCACUGUGCGCACCUAGGGCGCUCGCGGGAACUGGCGAAAGCGAUAGACAGCUGUUGGCCUCCGCCCGCAGCGGAGACAGGGGAGCAAGGCUUGGCGCAUUAAGGGGUGUGGCCAUCGGCGCGGGGAAUGGCACAGGGGGCGGCUCAGGGGACGCGCAGCUGCGGUCGGCGGAGGAGGAGGAGGUCGCGGAGGUCGUGCGAGCUAACGUGUCUGGUGGGGCGGAGGGGGAGAAGGAGGGGCGGGGCAAGGCGAGGGCGGGGAAGAAGAGCAUAUCGAGCUAUGGCGCGGAACACAUUCAGGUGUACGAGGUGGUGGACAACGCCAUCGACGAGGCGCGGGCGGGCCAUGCGAGCACCGUGCACAUGCUGCUGGGGGCCGACGGCUCCGUGUGCGUCACUGACAACGGCCGCGGGGUGAGCGCGCAUGCGCUCAGGGCAGGGCUUAUGGUUCAGGGCUGGCUGGCGGAUGGAAUUCAGGGCGGGCUGGGGCAGGGUAAUGGUUACAGUCACCAGGCCACUCCGUGCGUGUGCGCUGCCCGUGUUGCUGGAAUGAGUAUGUGUGAGAGUAGGGUUUAG